AUGAGGGACCGUCUGGCCGAGCUGACAUCGCGCACUCAGAACGAAGAUGGAGAAGCCACAGUUGUCGUCGAAAGCGACCAUUACAUGGAAGACUUCUUCCUACAGGUUGAGGAAGUUCGGAAGUAUAUCUCAAAAAUCUCAGAUGUUGUAGAAGAAGUGAGGAAGAAACACAGUGUUAUCCUCUCGGCCACGCAUCCAAAAGAUAAAACGAAGGAAGAGCUCGAAGAACUGAACAAAGAAAUCAGAAAAACAGCCAAUAUCAUCCGCGCUAAAUUGAAAUCCAUGGAACAAAAUUUAGUUCGAGAAGAGAACAUCAAUCAAACUUCAGCGGAUGUCCGAAUACGAAAAUCACAGCAUUCGGUGUUGACCCGGAAGUUUGUGGACGUGAUGACGAUGUAUAACGGAACUCAAACCGUCUUCCGGGAACGUACGAAAGACCAGAUACGGCGUCAGUUGGAAAUAACUGGCAAAACCACCACGGACGAAGAACUGGAAGACAUGUUGGAAAGCGGCAAUCUUUCUAUUUUCACUUCGGACAUCAUUUUGGAUACCAAACUGACCAGAGCAGCCCUUGAUGAAAUCGAGUCGCGUCAUAAAGAUAUUAUAAAACUGGAAUCGAGCAUACAGGAAUUGCACGAAAUGUUCAUGGACAUGGCGAUGCUGGUGGAAGUUCAGGGCGAAAUGGUCAACAGCAUCGAGAAGAACGUGAUGAACGCGGUGGACUACGUAGAACACGCCAAGGAGGAGACCAAGAAGGCCGUCAAAUAUCAAAGUAAAGCUCGUAGAAAACUGAUGUUCAUGCUAAUUUGUGUCACUCUCUUGACUGUUAUCCUUGGAAUUAUCCUAGCUGCACACUUCUCCUAACCUUCAUUUGGAGGUUGGGAAUCUCCUGAAACGCUUCCAAGUUCUCAUCAAGAUGCCUUUUUCUUGCCAUAACGAGGAUUUUCUGUUUUCCAAGAUGGCAAAAAAAAAAAAAAAAUUAAGUAGUUGUUUAAGGAUCUUGUAGGACUCUUUUAAAGUUUUGAUAUCUGCAGACCUGAACCAAACAUAAAAGAAGCUGGAACACCCUCUGAUGUGGACUCAUUUAAAGGCUGCUUUAAUUACAUACAUGCAAAUGUAUAUGAUGAGUUGCAAAACUCCCAGCACAUCAGUGUUACCAGUUGGGAAUGGGUAGAUUCAUCACCCAGAAACCAGAGGUCUUGAAAUUUGUAUUGUUUGAAACUAAAGCAGCCCUAUUUGCGAUUUGACUGUAGUCCUAAAUGCUAUGUUUCAGAGGUUACGUUUCACGAUAAUGAUUGCAUUUUAUUUUUAAGCAAAGGCGGUUGAGAUUGCAUAGAAUUGCUUUCUCUUCUCUCCGUUUUUCAUGUGUUUUUAAAUCAUCUUAAAACCACUGCAUAAUAAACAAAAUGUUUUUUAAUGUUUUAAUCGCUUCAAGGCCACAGAGUGGGAAUCUUAAGUGCCUCCUUUUUUUUAAACGGGCGAAUCUGCAAACUGUUUUUGAGAAGCGUCAGCACUCUUGUUAAAUAAUGUGAUUUUACUGGUGGUCCUAGACUGACCUGGUUCACACAUAAAGCUGGCUGGGGCAAAAUCAGGGCUGGAAUUCGGUCUUCAUAACUCAACUGUCCUCUGACUGAGCAAAAACAUUGUUUCUUUUUAUACAGAAGGUAGUUUGGCAUUACAUUUGAGCCAGCGAUCCUAGUUUAGGAUCUUAAACAGAGUAACAAACUAGCCCAGGGCUUGAAAUUGACACGACUUGACAUUGACUGAAAGUGAGUUUGAAACCAUUUUGUCCGCUGAAGUUCACAGUAAGCCAGUUUAGUUGCGUCAUGAAAUGAAAUUAACCUUGACUUGUGAGCCUUCAGAGGACAAAGAAAGCGUGGAAGAUUCCAAUUCUCAGCUCUGUGCAAAGCUAACACUAAACCCAGCUUUAGUGUCACGUGUGAACCGAAGCCUUCCUUGCCUUAAAGAUGUAUUUCACUGUGAAGUUUAUUAAGCUAUUUUGCUUUGUUUUAAUUUCAGAUUAUUUCUUUCUAAACACUCAGAAAGCAUGGCGUUGUUGAGAUGGGGGUGGGGGGGAGAUUUGCACCUGAUUUUUAGGCUGCCUUUGAGAAUGGCCUUUGUUGCAUCUUUGAACCCCUUCAGUCAAAGAACUUGAGGAAGACCUGUUUUGUGUGAAACAGUCCUCAUGUGUGUGGUGAGUUUGCAAAGCUGCUUCUUGCAACUUUCCAUCAAUUUAGCAAGAAGCAGCUGCCGAAAAUGAAUUUUUAGGUUGCACACACAGAAGUCUAAUAAGGGAGAGUGAAGAUGCCUUCAAGUUGAAUUUUAGGAAGGGGCUUACUUACUAAUGGAGUAAAAUUGGGAUUGCAUUAUAGAUUUGUCCAAAGCGCAUUCAGUCCUUACGUUCUUGUUGCCAACUAGUUGAGGAAUUAUGACAAACAAAAGCCUUUGGUCAUUAUCUUUUUAAGGCUUUCGUCUUAAAACAAACCCUUAUUUUGUCAGGAGAGGUGACUCCAAAAGUUGAUGUGGUUUGUGUUGUGAUCUCAGUUUAUUGGUGGUUAGUUGCACUGAAGUCCCGCAAAUGUUUCAUGGGGUGUGGGUGACAUAUUUCCCUCUAGAUCUGAACCUGAAAUGUCCAGCUGUUAAGAAUUUUUAAACAAGUUGUGUCUUAACCUUGCUUUACUUUUUCUUUUUUUGUAUGGUAUUCCUGUAAAUAUAUGUACAUGCAACUGUGUUUUGCUUUCUUAUUGUUAAAAUAUAUAUGUAGCUAUUUAUGCUCAGAACGAAAUAAACUGUGA
Messenger RNA from Pseudonaja textilis, 2795 nucleotides. It is a transcript of the gene STX2, whose product is annotated as syntaxin 2. Lineage: Eukaryota; Metazoa; Chordata; Lepidosauria; Squamata; Elapidae. Gene Ontology annotation, biological process: intracellular protein transport; synaptic vesicle fusion to presynaptic active zone membrane; exocytosis. Gene Ontology annotation, cellular component: plasma membrane; SNARE complex; presynaptic active zone membrane. Gene Ontology annotation, molecular function: SNAP receptor activity; SNARE binding. The record is from RefSeq and is a predicted model, not a curated record.